AUGUCGGACUUAACAGAUGAAGAUAUUUUAAAUCUUGAGCGUUCAAUACAACAUCCACAUUUUAUUGAACUUGUCGAUUCGAAUAGUCCAGCAAGUGCCGCCAGUCUCAAAAUUCGCGAUGUUGUUCUUGCUGUUAAUAAUAAAGAUGUAUCUGAGAGUGAAUAUAUUGAAGUAACAAAGGCUAUUAAAGAUGUACGAGAUAGCAAUGAUCGCCUUGAAUUACUUGUUAUUCAAAAACAUUUUUAUGAUAUAUUAAAAGAAAAUGGCAUCUCAUUCAAUCCUAGAUUCGCUCAAGUAAUUGACACACCCAAACAAAUGCCAGGUGAUUACAUGAAUUUUUCUAAACAUACACCACGUACAUGCGAAAUACGUUUAAGUACAACUGAUCAAACAUUUGGUUUCGAUAUUGUUUAUGGUAAAUAUGAUAUUGGCGCAUAUAUUCAAGAAAUAGCUCCGGAUUCACCAGCUAGUCCAACAAUAUUACGUAAAAAUGAUCGAGUCCUUGAGAUUAAUGAUAAAUUUAUUGAUAAUGAACCACGUAAAAUAAUAGAAAAAAGAUUGAUUGAAGCAAAAUUAAAACGUUUCAUAAAAUUAUAUGUUGGUGAUACACAUACAUAUAUAUUUUUUCAAGUAAAUAAUAUACCAUUAGAAUCAAAAAAGUUUUAA
Rotaria sp. Silwood1 is the source of this 666-nucleotide messenger RNA. The record is from the annotation of a GenBank genome assembly. NCBI's taxonomy places the organism in Eukaryota, Metazoa, Rotifera, Eurotatoria, Philodinida, Philodinidae.